This is a messenger RNA of Trematomus bernacchii (emerald rockcod), 2100 nucleotides long. RefSeq names its product solute carrier family 7 member 10b (gene slc7a10b). Gene Ontology annotation, biological process: amino acid transmembrane transport; D-serine transmembrane transport; D-alanine transmembrane transport. The record is from RefSeq and is a predicted model, not a curated record. NCBI's taxonomy places the organism in Eukaryota, Metazoa, Chordata, Actinopteri, Perciformes, Nototheniidae. Gene Ontology annotation, molecular function: neutral L-amino acid transmembrane transporter activity; L-amino acid transmembrane transporter activity. Gene Ontology annotation, cellular component: membrane. Bases 54 to 1685 code for a protein of 543 amino acids. The transcript has 11 exons.
GAGAGUGCAGGGUAUUUAACAUUCUGCCCCGGACAGCAAGCAGGUUGUUGCGCAUGCGCAGCCCAUUGACCGUGCAUGAAUACGGAGCGAGGAGAGGACAGCAGCACAGGGAGGACCAGGAGGACAUGGAGGGACCCAUCUGCACCCCCGGGGAGAAGAAGAAGAAGAAACAUGAGGAAGAGGAGGAGGAGAAGAAGAAGAUCCCGGACAGGGUGACUCUGAAGAAGGAGAUUGGGCUGCUGAGUGCAUGCACCAUCAUCAUAGGGAACAUCAUCGGCUCCGGGAUCUUCAUCUCUCCAAAGGGGGUCCUGGAGCACUCUGGCUCGGUGGGCGUGGCCCUGGUGGUCUGGGUGAUGGGUGGCUGCAUCGCGGCGCUAGGCUCGCUCUGCUACGCUGAACUGGGCGUCACUAUCCCCAAAUCCGGAGGAGACUACUCCUAUGUGACGGAGAUAUUCGGAGGUUUGAUGGGGUUCCUGCUGUUGUGGAGUGCCGUCCUCAUCAUGUACCCGACCACGCUGGCCGUCAUCGCGCUCACCUUCUCCAACUACGUCCUGCAGCCCGUCUUCCCCGACUGCGUUCCUCCGUACAUGGCAACACGCAUGCUGUCCACCGUCUGCCUCCUGCUGCUGACCUGGGUGAACUGCUCCAGCGUCCGCAUGGCGACGAGGAUCCAGGACGUGUUCACGGUGGGGAAGCUGAUGGCGCUGGGUCUCAUCAUCGUGGUCGGCCUCGUCCAGAUCUGCAACGGGAACUAUGAGGCUCUGACUCCUCAGGUGGCGUUCUCCAUGGAAAGGACUCCGACAGUCGGUCAGAUCGCACUCGCUUUCCUUCAGGCGUCCUUCGCCUUCAGCGGCUGGAACUUCCUCAACUACGUCACGGAGGAGGUGGUGGAACCCAGACGGAAUCUACCUCGUGCCAUCUACAUCUCCAUCCCGCUGGUGACCGUUGUGUACACACUCACCAACAUCGCUUAUUUCUCCUCCAUGUCGCCCGAGGAACUGCUGUCCUCCAACGCUGUGGCCGUAACGUUUGGAGAGAAGCUGCUGGGGAUGUUCUCCGUCAUCAUGCCCAUCUCCGUGGCUCUGUCCACCUUCGGAGGGAUCAACGGAUACCUGUUCACCUCCUCCAGGUUGUGUUUCUCUGGCGCUCGAGAGGGUCACCUGCCCAGUCUGUUGGCUAUGAUCCAUUAUAAGAACUGCACCCCCAUCCCCGCUCUGCUGGUCUGCUGUGCUGCCACCAUAGUGAUCCUGUGCAUCGGAGAGACUCACAACCUGAUAAACUACGUGUCUUUCAUCAACUAUCUGUCGUACGGAGUCACCAUCGCAGGCCUGCUGUAUCACCGCUGGAAGAAACCCAACAUUUACCGACCCAUCAAGGUGAGCCUGCUGGUGCCGCUCAGCUACCUGCUGUUCUGGGCUCUGCUGCUGGGCUUCAGUCUGUACUCGGAGCCCGUGGUGUGCGGCGUCGGCCUCGUCAUCAUGCUCACCGGCGUGCCCGUCUACUUCCUGGGAGUCCACUGGAAAGAGAAACCAAAGUGCAUCUACAAAUUCAUCGAGAGAGCGACGUACGUGGGCCAGCGGUUGUGUUUCGUGGUUUUUCCUCAGAUCGACCCCAUCGAGAACGAGCACCCUGCAGAAUGGACUGACCGUUCUUCAGGCAGGAGCAGUUUCUCCGCCAACUCCUAGAAACUUUUCCUCCACAUACACGAGGACCUUUUGUUUUGUUUGUUUUUAUUCUGUGUAAGUUGAGACACUUCCUCCGGCUCCGGGCACUUCCUGUCUGACCUUUGACCUUCGGAGACUCUCUGCAAGUCGAGUGGAAACGUUUUUAUUUUCUUCUCUUUUUGCUACUAAGUCUUCAAGUUACAACAACCUAAUGCCAGCAGCUGUUGAAAGUGACUUUUAUUCACAUUUUGGACCCUUUUUUUUCUGACAGUACUCUGAGCGACUGGCGGCUUUUUCUGCUGAAAGUUUCCGCUCUUUUUUCGUGCCUUAAUACGUUGGCCAACAGCUACAAGCGGCCCAAGACAUUUCCAUCAGGAGAAACGCGCUGCACAGUCUCCAGCUGUGUGCGUCACUCUUUAGUGUCCCCCGGUCUCCC